ACUCCGGACUUUGGCCUUAGCAGUAGUUAGUGUGGGAGGCUGGGAAGACUGGGAGCAGUCUCUUAAACAAAAGCAAAAGAAUAAGCUUCGGGCGCUGUAGUACCUGCCAGCUUUCGCCACAGGAGCCUAGGCUGCCACCUGUAGGUCACUUGGGCUCCAGCUAUGUGGCUGCCUCUUCUGCUGGGUGCCUUACUCUGGGCAGUGCUGUGGUUGCUCAGGGACCGGCAGAGCCUGCCCGCCAGCAAUGCCUUUGUCUUCAUCACCGGCUGUGACUCAGGCUUUGGGCGCCUUCUGGCACUGCAGCUGGACCAGAGAGGCUUCCGAGUCCUGGCCAGCUGCCUGACCCCCUCCGGGGCCGAGGACCUGCAGCGGGUGGCCUCCUCCCGCCUCCACACCACCCUGUUGGAUAUCACUGAUCCCCAGAGCGUCCAGCAGGCAGCCAAGUGGGUGGAGAUGCACGUUAAGGAAGCAGGGCUUUUUGGUCUGGUGAAUAAUGCUGGUGUGGCUGGUAUCAUCGGACCCACACCAUGGCUGACCCGGGACGAUUUCCAGCGGGUGCUGAAUGUGAACACAAUGGGUCCCAUCGGGGUCACCCUUGCCCUGCUGCCUCUGCUGCAGCAAGCCCGGGGCCGGGUGAUCAACAUCACCAGCGUCCUGGGUCGCCUGGCAGCCAAUGGUGGGGGCUACUGUGUCUCCAAAUUUGGCCUGGAGGCCUUCUCUGACAGCCUGAGGCGGGAUGUAGCUCAUUUUGGGAUACGAGUCUCCAUCGUGGAGCCUGGCUUCUUCCGAACCCCUGUGACCAACCUGGAGAGUCUGGAGAAAACCCUGCAGGCCUGCUGGGCACGGCUGCCUCCUGCCACACAGGCCCACUAUGGGGGGGCCUUCCUCACCAAGUACCUGAAAAUGCAACAGCGCAUCAUGAACCUGAUCUGUGACCCGGACCUAACCAAGGUGAGCCGAUGCCUGGAGCAUGCCCUGACUGCUCGACACCCCCGAACCCGCUACAGCCCAGGUUGGGAUGCCAAGCUGCUCUGGCUGCCUGCCUCCUACCUGCCAGCCAGCCUGGUGGAUGCUGUGCUCACCUGGGUCCUUCCCAAGCCUGCCCAAGCAGUCUACUGAAUCCAGCCUUCCAGCAAGAGAUUGUUUUUCAAGGACAAGGACUUUGAUUUAUUUCUGCCCCCACCCUGGUACUGCCUGGUGCCUGCCACAAAAUAAGCACUAACAAAAGUGUAUUGUUUAAAAAAUAAAAAGAAGGUGGGCAGAAAUGUGCCCAGUGGAA
Molecule: messenger RNA, 1279 nt
Organism: Homo sapiens (human)
Lineage: Eukaryota; Metazoa; Chordata; Mammalia; Primates; Hominidae
Gene: RDH5
Product: retinol dehydrogenase 5
Exons: 5
Coding region: 163-1119 (318 amino acids)
Biological process (GO): retinoid metabolic process; retinol metabolic process
Cellular component (GO): cell body; endoplasmic reticulum lumen; endoplasmic reticulum membrane
Molecular function (GO): all-trans-retinol dehydrogenase (NAD+) activity; androstan-3-alpha,17-beta-diol dehydrogenase (NAD+) activity; alcohol dehydrogenase (NAD+) activity
Source: RefSeq, marked reviewed